Molecule: messenger RNA, 4891 nt
Organism: Xiphophorus maculatus (southern platyfish)
Lineage: Eukaryota; Metazoa; Chordata; Actinopteri; Cyprinodontiformes; Poeciliidae
Product: ATP-binding cassette sub-family D member 2-like
Exons: 12
Coding region: 63-2453 (796 amino acids)
Biological process (GO): very long-chain fatty acid catabolic process; long-chain fatty acid import into peroxisome; fatty acid beta-oxidation
Cellular component (GO): peroxisomal membrane
Molecular function (GO): ABC-type transporter activity; ATP hydrolysis activity; long-chain fatty acid transmembrane transporter activity
Source: RefSeq, a predicted model, not a curated record
UAAGCGUUACCGCUAUCUGGUUGACAACAAACAAGGUCAGAAGGUCUGUGCUCCCGGAGGAGAUGUCCCCAGGUGAAAGCGCAGCAGAAUGUAACGGUGCUUCUUACGGGCUGUCCUCGCAUCUUCUCGGCCAUCACAAGUCCCCCCCUUUUCCGCUACUCGGACGGUGCGGAGAUUCGGUGUUUUCGGGGGAUGGGUGUUGCACGGACGGUCAGCAGAGGCGACUAACGUUUGAAAAGAUGUCCAACAUCCUCGAUGCGGCGUCCAGAGUGAAAUGGGACCGCACGACUGCGGCGAAGAGAGCCGUGUUGCUGGCGGCUGCAGCUUACGGUGUUAAAACGCUGUACCCCAUCAUCUGGAAGCAGCUCUGCGGGAGCAGAAAGCCGAACCGCGACCGCCGGGAGUCAAAGGCGGAGAACGGCUCGACGUGUUCCGGGAAAGUGCAGAUAGACGUCGUGGAUGAUAGGAAAGCAUCCCCGGGAGUCAACGCGGAGUUUUUCAAGCAGAUCCUGGAACUUGGUAAAAUCCUCUUCCCCAGGCUCGUUUCCAGAGAGCUAGGUUUGCUGUGCUUGCACUCGGUGGCGCUGAUAUCCAGGACAUUUCUGUCUAUUUACGUGGCCAGCUUGGACGGGAAGAUAGUCAAGACGAUCGUGGAGAAAAAGCCCCGGCACUUCAUCAUCCAGCUGAUGAAAUGGCUCCUCAUCGCGAUCCCGGCCACGUUCGUCAACAGCGCCAUCCGGUACCUAGAGUGCAAGCUGGCUCUGGCCUUCCGCACCCGGCUGGUCAACCAUGCUUACCGGACCUAUUUCACCGAUCAGACCUACUAUAGGGUCAGCAACAUGGACGGGAGGCUCGCCAACCCGGACCAGUCGCUCACCGAGGACGUGAUGAUGUUCUCCCAGUCGGUGGCCCAUCUGUAUUCCAACCUAACCAAGCCGAUCCUGGACGUGAUGCUGACCUCCUACACGCUGAUUCAGACCGCCAGGGCGAGGGGCGCCAACGCCAGCGGGCCGACCCUGCUGGCCGGGCUGGUGGUCUUUGCCACGGCCAAGGUUCUGCGUGCAUGCUCCCCCAGGUUUGGCAAGCUGGUUGCAGAGGAGGCGCACAGAAAGGGCUACCUACGCUACGUGCACUCCAGGAUUAUUGCUAACGCUGAGGAAAUAGCUUUUUACAGAGGACACAAGGUGGAGAUGUGUCAGCUGCAGAAGUGCUACCGGGCCCUGGCCGACCAGAUGAACCUGAUCCUGUCCAAGCGCCUCUGGUACAUCAUGAUCGAGCAGUUCCUCAUGAAGUACGUGUGGAGCGGCUCCGGCCUCGUCAUGGUGGCCGUGCCCAUCAUAACGGCCACGGGCUUCGCCGACAACGAAACGGCAGACGGACAGGCGCAGAUGAUGGUGAGCGAGAGGACGGAGGCGUUCACCACCGCCCGGAACCUCCUGGCGUCCGGAGCCGACGCCAUCGAGAGGAUCAUGUCCUCCUACAAAGAGGUCACAGAGCUGGCAGGUUACACGGCGAGGGUCCACAACAUGUUUGUAGUGUUUGAGGACGUCCAGAGGGGGAUCUACAAGCGCUCCUCUCUGUCCGCCACCACAGGAACGACGCUGAAAAGCAAACCCGAGAUGCACAUAGACGGGCCGCUGGAGAUAAAAGGUGAAGUGAUUGACGUGGACAGAGGCAUCGUGUGCGAGAACGUCCCGAUCAUCACGCCGAACGGGGAUGUGGUUGUGUCGUGCCUGAAUCUAAAGGUGGAAGAGGGCAUGCACCUGUUGAUCACGGGGCCAAACGGAUGCGGGAAAAGCUCUCUGUUCAGGAUCCUCAGCGGGUUGUGGCCCGUCUACGGCGGCCGCCUACACAAACCUUCGCCCGAGCACAUGUUCUACAUCCCCCAGAGGCCAUACAUGUCAAUGGGCUCUCUGCGAGACCAGGUGAUCUACCCAGACUCAGUGGAGGACAUGGCUGCCAGAGGGCUGACCGACAAGGACCUGGAGGCCAUCUUGGACAUCGUCAACCUCAAUCACAUCGUCACCAGAGAGGGAGGCUGGGAUGCUGAGCUAGACUGGAAGGACGUUCUGUCUGGAGGCGAGAAGCAGAGGAUGGGCAUGGCUCGCAUGUUCUACCACAAGCCCAAAUACGCCCUGCUGGAUGAGUGCACCAGCGCUGUGAGCAUCGACGUGGAGGGAAAGAUUUUCCAGGCUGCCAAGGACGCCGGCAUCUCGCUGCUCUCCAUCACACACCGACCGUCCCUGUGGAAGUACCACACCCACCUGCUGCAGUUCGACGGCGAGGGCGGCUGGCGUUUCGAGGAGCUGGACUCGGCGACCCGCCUCUCCCUCACCGAGGAGAAGCAGCGGCUGGAGGCCCAGCUCGCCGGCAUCCCCGAGAUGCAAAACCGCCUCAACGAGCUCUGCAAGAUCCUGGGAGACGACUCCGUCCUCAAAACAGCCGAGGAGUGAGAGCGAAGACGGGAGGUGGAGGUGGAGGCGACGAAGGAAAGCAAAAUCUAGCAGCUUUCCGUAAGCUUUUUUUUUUUAUUUUCUUUUUUUUGCUCCAAAUGGGAGCUUCUGAAGACUUGAGCCCUGCUGUCUCCACCCCCCCCCCUUUUAUUCCUACACACCAACUGUAUGUUCAGUGGUACUUUUAAAAGUUGGGUUUUAGCAGUUGUUACAAGCAAAAGCGACAGAAACGACGACCCUCAGAUUAACUAAAAUGAUUGUUCAGUUCGUGAUCUAAUAGCACUUUACAUUUAGAGGGCCGCCUCUACUUAUUGUAAUUGUUCAUGCUGAUACACAGGCAUCUGUUAUUGGUGGGUUGUUGUUUUUUACCGAAAGCAGUGUUGCAAGGGACGACAAAGACGGCUGUCAUUCUGUUGUGUUUUUUUAACCUCCAGCUCAGCAAAAUAUUUCGCCGUAACGAGAGUUCCGCUUCUAUUUUUCAUACCUUUUCUCAAACCGUUUUCUGGCGUUUCGCGUCGUCUCCCGAAGCUUCUGCCGAAGGGAGCAGAUGCUCGGUUGUCCUUCAGCUCGCGCGAAUGUUUUGCUCCUGGUCAAGCCGGUGGCUACGACAGCAGCCUUGGUUCUGCUGUCGACAGAAACACAUACGUCCUCUGAGAUAUAUAGACGGGAGAUUGCCUCUAGAUUACACUUAUAGUCCGGUCUCAAGUCGAACCUUCCCAACUUUUCCUUGUAUAGGGAAGCAAAACACGAGUUCAAAUGGCGUCUCCUCUGACCGUUUGUUACGGGACAUUCUAUGGCGUUCUUUCGGCGACGGUACCCUUCUCCCGUUAAUAACCAGUUUUUCCGAACGUUUAGCGGGUUGAACCUAAUUCUCAAUUAUACAUAGUGCAUUUUAUUUUGUUUGUUUUUAAAUGCACUUUAUUGUUCCCGAUAGCUGUUGAUGGCACGUCCUGCGGCGUGCACGGAGGAAAGGCUGUACUUGAGGAUUGUUUAGACGUUCUAGAUUUUUCCUUUCCGCUGUCGUUUCGUUUUGACGACUCUGAUCGCAUCGGAGGUCGCGAUACUGUGAAACUACCGAAUUGUGGCGUAAACUCAACCACUUCCUCCUCUUCAGGGUUUUUUUUUUUUUUUUUUUUUUGGCCUAAUCAGGUUCAAACCUGUGUACACGCUCGCUAACGUCCUGCAUGAAUCAAAUCAAGAGCAGGAGCUUAUGCCUUAUGAAUAUAAACAUUCAAGUGUUCCUAAAAAAAUUUUUUUUACCUCAGCACAACCUGUUAAUACCUUGUUUUAUGUAGAUGUUUAAAGUAAUGACAACGUUUAAAGAACCACUGCUUUAUUUGUAUGAAACUCAUCAUACAAUUGUUUUCAAAACCGCAGCUGAGCAACACAGUAUUGCCCCGCCCCCACCUGUUGCUGCCUCGCUUUUUCAGACAUUCGCCUGCCUAAAAAAAAAAAAAGAUCUUAAAAAAAAAAAAAUCGUCAAUUGAUUGCAGAGUUUUUACAGCGGUGGGAAUGAUGCCAGCUUUUUGGUUUUAAAUAAACACGGUCCUUUUUUUGUUUGUUUUGUUUGUUUCCUUUUUUUUAAAACGUUCUACCGUUUGUAAGUUCUGUGCGAAAACAGCGCCGCAGUGACACUGUGAGGUUUUUUUACAGGAUCUCCAACCAGCCCGAGCCCAUGGCGGCAGAGAAUAAAAACUGACAAUCAACACCAUCGUGGGCAGAAUGUAAACGGACGUGCUGCCUCUUUUUAAGACUCAAAGCAUUUCACCCGGAACGUGACGACGUUUCCUACUGAACAUGUAACGUGUCGGGACGGAGCAACCUCGAAACCUUCAAUCGCUACUUUAAAGAAAGCUUUAGAUCGGCUGGGUGAUGGUGUUUUCUCAGAUUUCUGAUGGGCUUUUUUCCCCUCACAAUAAUAAAAAAAAAAAUAUUAAUGAAGAGCAAAAAAAAAAAAAAAAAUGGCUACUGAAAAUGUAAACAGCUACUAGUAUUUUUGAAUAAUGGCUAUGAAAUGCAUGGAGAUAAAGAAUUCAUUUGGUAUGAAAGAAGCACCUUGUAAAAUUGAUGUGUUUUAAAAAAAAAAUUUGUUUGUAAAUGAACUGGAUUUUCUGCUUUCAGCCCAGACUUUGUCGACAAGGGGACACACAAGCCGCUGAAUGACACAGAGUCUGCCUAGUAACAUUUGAGCACGCUUUCCGCGGCUUUAAACGGUGCUUGGUUGUUGCAGUUUGUUUUUGAGUGAGAAAAAGAGAAAGAAUCUUCACGUUCAAAGGACGGGAUAGAAAAUGAUGGAGGGCCCUCUUCCUGAUAUGAUUGUGCCCAUUUGUUAGGUUGUGUUCAGAUUUGUUUUAAAUAAUAUUUUACAUGUUUUAGGUAACGAUGGUUCUCUGCCCCAGUUUUUUCCCUCAAUUAAAACCCUAACGCUUGAUACUAAA